Parus major (Great Tit) is the source of this 2561-nucleotide messenger RNA. It is a transcript of the gene SIGIRR, whose product is annotated as single Ig and TIR domain containing. The coding region runs from base 950 to 2191 and encodes 413 amino acids. NCBI's taxonomy places the organism in Eukaryota, Metazoa, Chordata, Aves, Passeriformes, Paridae. Gene Ontology annotation, biological process: signal transduction. The transcript is spliced from 11 exons. The record is from RefSeq and is a predicted model, not a curated record.
GUGCUGGUUGAUGCUUUUGUGGCUCGGACUGGUGUUUGUCCAGAGGCUGCCGGUGCUGCUGUCACCACAUCCAUGCCCGAGGCAUGCCGAGGCUCUAAUCACCUCCAUGGUAAUUAGCACAGGGGAUGCUUUCCACCAGGGCCACGGCCGGAUCCAGCUCCCCACGGCCAGCGUCAGCCGGAGCAACCACCUCCAGCACCAGCUUCAUCUGGCAAAAAGGCUCUAAAGGCACAGAGAGAAGGAAAGGGAGGAGAAGGAACCAAACACGAUGCCCACAGGCACAUCUGAUGGCUGGCAAAGGUUUCUUCUUGCCCAGACACCUCUGUGGGCUCUUCCAGCCAUGGAAAACCAGGGGCUCCUCCUUCGCCCCCAAGUCUUGGGAGGCGAUCCCACACCUGCUGGGUAUGCUGCUGUCCCCCUCCUCUUCUCUCUUUUUCCCCCUCUCUUUUCCCCUCCCCGGAAGCCGGAGUUGUUGGAUUUUUCCCCGGCAGGUUCAGGUGGAGGUGGAGCAGUGGGAGGGAGGGACAGGCAGCCCUUCCCACGGGCCUGGAGCCCGGGGAUUGGGGCAGCGGGAGCGCCCGGCCGAGGGCAGGGGCUGAACUGGGAGGAGAAAUAGAUAAACUAUUAAAACAGAAAGAAAAAAAAGAGAGAAAUUCCAAGCACUGAUCUGGCCGGUCGGGUCGGCUGAAAGCGGGAGGCAGCAAGCAGGAAGCCUGCGGCUGGGGAAGCUCCAAAGAGGAAAUGGCUUAGGAGUGACCCAUCCAGGAGCAGAGCUGGAGCAUCGUGCCAGGCAGAGACAGCCCCACGCCAUCCUCGUGAGCGUCUCCCACCCUUUCUCCAUGUGAAAUCCAGGCCCAGCCCGCCCUGUGGCAGAGGCAGGUGGACUUUGCCCCCCGGAAGACGCCGCGUGAGAUGCUGGCAGCGCCUGCGCCUGUCACCUGAGCACACCAUGGCAGACCUUUGCAGCGUGCCCCCUGAAAUCCUGGUGCCAGCUGCCAACGAGACACUAGAUCUGGUGCUGGGGAGCCAGGUCGAGCUGAACUGCACUGUGCGCUGGGUGGGCACCGAGCGCUGCCAGCCCAUUCCUGCCUGGAGCAAGGAUGGGCAGUGGUUGGGCAAUGGGAGCAGCCAGGACACUGUCUGGUCUGGCCAAAACUCUUCAGAGAAGCUCCUGGCCAGCAUCCUGCAGCUCAACCUCACCCACAAUACCGAUUUUGGGGUGUUUGCCUGCUGGAUCAGCAAUGCCACGGCCACCUUCACCCUGCGGCGAGCAGAGGCCGUGGGACACGUGCCAGCGGUGCUGGCAGCCCUCCUGGUCCUGCUACUUCUGGUGCUCCUGGCUGUGCUCUACGUCCGGUGCCACCUGAAUGUGCUCCUCUGGUACCGGGACCGCUACGGAGAGCUGGAGAUCAACGAUGGGAAGCUGUACGAUGCCUACGUCUCCCACGCCACCGCCCCCGACGACCGAAAGUUUGUCCACUUCAUCAUGAAGCCGCAGCUGGAGAACCGCCACGGCUACAAGCUCUUCCUGGACGAGCAGAACAUCCUGCCCAACUCAGAGCCAUCAGCUGACCUCAUCAUGAAUGUCAGCCGGUGCCGGCGCCUCAUCGUGGUGCUCUCCGUCGCAUACCUGGAGCAGGAUUGGUGCAACAGCAGCUUCAGGGAAGGGCUCUGGAGGCUGCUGGAGCUUUCCAGGAAACCCAUCUUCAUCGUCUUUGAGAGCCAGUACCGGGAGAUCACUCACCCCGCCAUCACCCUGCUGAAGCAGCACCGAAGCGCUGUGACCCUGCUGGUGUGGAGAGCUGGCUCCAUGACCCCAUCGUCGGACUUCUGGAAGGAGCUGUGCCUGGCCCUGCCGCGCAAGGUGUCCUUCCCAGGGAGCGUGGGGGACCCGCAGACCCAGCUGCAGGAGGACAAGGACCCCAUGCUGAUCCUGCACAGCAGCUACCUGGACAGUGCAGGAGACCUGGACCCAGACGGGGACCUCGGCACAGGCCUCCGAGGGCGCGUCUUCGGAAGCCCCCCGCCGCCCCGCCUCGGUGGCCGCGGCGCUCCCAGGGCGUGCAGCGGGACGGAGGAUGCACAGCUGCGGGACGGGCAGCGCUCCGAGCUCGACGUCUCGGAUCUGGGAUCGCGCAACUACGGCGCUCGCACGGACUUCUACUGCCUGGUGACAGAGGAUGACAUCUGAGCAGGGCCACAGGUGUCCCCCAUCCCUGUGGGGACCAAGUUAGGGCCGAGGAGCCUGGGAGUUAUGGGAUCAGAGGCACGGCCAUGCUGGGAAAGCAGGAGCUGGCUCCAAAGUGGAAAACUGGAAAACCAUCUGGGAGCACCCUGCCCGUAAUGCCUCAGUGCCACCCCUGGAUGCCACCCAGGUGGCUGGGCCCUGUCCCUUGCCGUGGGUGGCAGGGACAUUCUUCCUGCAUGAUGGACAAAUACUGGGAUGGGUGAUGCUCUCCAAGGAACAAUGUGCCCCAGCCCCAGGGAGUGCCCGACAGGAGUGCUGGCAGCACCUGUGUCCCAUGGAAACCCCCGUGACAAUAAAAGGCUGCUGCACCCAC